Molecule: messenger RNA, 387 nt
Organism: Metarhizium robertsii ARSEF 23
Lineage: Eukaryota; Fungi; Ascomycota; Sordariomycetes; Hypocreales; Clavicipitaceae
Exons: 1
Coding region: 1-387 (128 amino acids)
Molecular function (GO): nucleic acid binding
Source: RefSeq, a predicted model, not a curated record
AUGACAUCCAGCAAUUACUCCAAGCUCUGCGACUUCAGUCUACAGAGGCAUUAUCCGACAAAACGACUCCUCCUGGAUGGUCACGGCUCGCACCACACAAUCGAAUUCAUCACAUAUUGUGAACAACACAAUAUUGUACCCUUUGGCCUUCCACCGAACCUGGCACACUUGCUUCAGACACUUGAUGUUGUAGUAUUUCAGCCAUUGAAGCACUACCACGCAAAGGCUUUAGACCUCAUUGUACGAGACGGCGUUAACAUCUCCAAGCUCGAGUUCUUGGCUGUUAUCAAGGGAGUCCGUCCCCAGGCUUUCAAAGAGAGCACUAUACUCUCUGCAUUCCGGAAGACCGGCAUUGUACCCUUCAACCCCCUGCUAAAAUUAAGUUAA